This is a messenger RNA of Podarcis lilfordi (Lilford's wall lizard), 41368 nucleotides long. The record is from the annotation of a GenBank genome assembly. Lineage: Eukaryota; Metazoa; Chordata; Lepidosauria; Squamata; Lacertidae.
GAGCCGGGCGGAGCUCCCUCGCGCCGAGUCGUCGUUGCCGCUUGGCCGGUCGCGGCGGCCCUGGCAGAGAGCGAGCUUCGCGCUGCCCGCCGGCCCCUUCUGCACAGGCAGGUUUGCGCGCCGGGUUGGGAGAGGCGGCCGAACGCCCGAGCGCCCUCUCCCGCUUCGUCCCCUUUCCCUGCUUCCUUCUCCGCUUUCCUGUGAACCCUCGAGCGCCGCCUCCGCUGCCGCCUCCCUCUUCUGCAUCUACUUCACCCGGCCGGUUCCUAUAGCGGUGGCCCGGGGUUCUCCCUCCCUGUGGUGCCCAAGCUGGCCGCCGCUUUUUCCAGCCCUCCUCGCGCGCUCCUCCUCCUCACGUGCAGUCACCCGUUCUUGUCAGCUCCCCGUUCCCACGUGCCAUUUCUGGGCCGCUGCCUUCUUACCUGCUUCUCUCUCCCCACCAUCGUCUAUAUUUUUCCCCAGCACUCCCUCAUCUCCUGUAAAGUAUUGACGCCCCUUACUUCCUAUACCCGCAGCGUUCAUUCAUUCGUUUGUUUAUUAUAUUUCCAUACCACCAUUUCCUUCAAGGUGGGGGACGUGGUUCUCCCUCACCCCCAUCCGCACCCAGUUUUAUCUUCACAAUAACUCAGUGAGGCAGGUGAGGCUGAGAGGAAAGCAGCCACUGGCCCAAGGUCACUCAUGGCGAGCUUCAUGGCUGAGUAGGGAUUCGAACCCAGGCCUUUCAGGUCUUAGUCCAAGGCGUGCAAAAUAUUCUUACAUUGCAGGGGGUGGGACUAGAUGACUCUUGUGGUCCCUUCCAGCUCUACAGUUCUGUGAUCCUAUGAUUCAGCCUGUUUUGCUGCAUCGUCAGGCAAUUGACCCACCUAGCUCAUAUUAUGAGUGGCAGGGACCAGGGUUUCGGAGGUGGGUUUCUCCCUGCAGUACCUGGAGAUGCUUAGGGACUGAACCAGGGAUUUUCUGCUUGCAAAGCAAACGUUCUGCCUCUGAGCCACGGGCCACACUUUCAAACCUAAACGUCUUCUCUUGGAAAUAUAUUAUCUGGUAUUGCACUGCUACCUUCAUUUGCUGCUUCCCAAGUGUUUGCAAACCCAUCUUCUCUCACUCCUCCUCAUCCUCCAAAUAGCAUCCCAGUUCCUCCAUUCCUCACUUUUCUGUCCUGUAGCCAGAGAUUCAAAAGCGUCUAGUAUCUCCUUGUACUUACUUUCAUGAUUAUUUUUUUACAUAUCAACCUUUUAUAGGUGGAUAUUGGCUAAAACAUUUCUCUUCUGAGGAAAUAAGUAAGGAAGGUUUUAAGAUGCUAGUGAGGUUUUUUGCAGUGUGGAGGAAUGGACAUUUUGCGUUAGAUUUUUAAUUAGCUUUGCCUCAGAUUUGUUGAAAACAGACAUUUAAACUUGUUAACUGUUCAUGUUGGCAAAUUCAAUACGUAAGCUCCGUGCACACAAUGCACUAGACCCUUUGCCUAUAAACGAUUACACCAUUAUGAAAUUGUAAACUUACUUAAGUUGCCAGGGGACUGUACUGCCCCCCCAACACACACACACACACACACACACACACACGCGCACACACACGCUCCAGGCUGAAAUAACACUCACGUUUUGCGGCUGCCUGGAUGUGAUAGCUCUGUACAGCUGCAAUCCUAACCCCACUUACUUGAGAGUAAGCCCAAUUGAAUUCCAUAGGACUUACGUCUCAAUAGAUAUGGUUAGGAUUGCAUUCUGGCACAUUUAUGAUUCAUUACUCUAGAACCCAAAAACUUCUAAUAAAAUAAGUAGCCUUUUAAGGUGACAAAAAACUCUUUGUUUUUGCUGCAACAGAUCGCUUUUGGAUAUGGCUGUUGUUCAGGAAGUUUCUAGCUUCAAAUUAUGUAUUUAUAAACACAUAAAAGUAUUUUUAUAAUGCCAUAACAUAAAAUAUUAGUAAAAAAAAUAGUAUUUUAUUAGCUGCAUUCCAUACAAUUGUAUCAAGGGGAUGUAUAGUAAAAGCAGUUAAAAACACAGCAGCACAUACAUUUAAAACAAAAUUAAAACCACAUAUUGUAUUAAAAUUCAAGGUGAUGUACAAGAUUAAAACAAAAUGCAAUUUAAAACAGUGCAGAUAAUCAUUAAAGUAACUGGCUGAUAAAAGAAUUAAACAGCUACAAAGGACUGUUGCCUUGAAAAAGUCUUCAUGUAAAAUAUGUAAAAUAUUCCUGCAUUGCAUUGCAGUGGUCAUGGAGGGGAGCUUGGACCAUGAAAGGGAGCCUGAAAACUAUGGGGAAGAGUGCACACUGCUCUUUUGAAGUUCUGAAAGAGGAACACUGCACUUUUCAUUGUUUUUUGUCAUAAUAUUUUUUUUUGCAAGCUAUCAUGAUUAAUUAUCUGUUUUUUCCCCAGACUGAAAUAUGGCUGAGGAUCCUCAGAGAAAUUUCCGAUCGGUGUAUUAUGAAAAAGUAGGAUUUCGUGGUGUUGAAGAAAAGAAAUCAUUGGAAAUUCUUCUGAAAGAUGAUCGGCUUGGUAUGCUUGGUAGAAGACCAUUUUAUAUCACACAUUCUGUUUGAGCUGACUUAAUUGCAAAGCAUGUUUACUUGAAGGAAAAGACUGUUUGACCCAGUGAGGCUUGCUUCUCAUUUAAAAGAAAACUUAUCAGGUUUGCACUUUACAAAACAAUAUGUGAAUUGAAACACAUAGCACUUGUCAAAAUUUGCAGUGCGGUUCUCUAGCUAAGCAGUGUCUACAAAAAUGCAUCUUAAAGAAGAUUCCAUGCAAAACUGUGCAUAUUUGCAAAACUGCAUGUGUAAUGUUUUCAUUAGGAGAAAUUUGCACCAAAAAGUUGAAUUUUUAUAGGGAUUUUUUAAAAUAAUAAUAAAAAAUCACAAAUUGCAGCAGAAAUGUGAAUUCAAGACUGGAAAAAUGACAAAUUGAGGGAACUAAAAUUGACAGAUUUGUCUAUCCCAUUGCCUGAGUAAAUUUCGCUUUCUUCUCAGAUUGGCUUACACUCAGCCUCAGUCUGUAUAUUCUACCCACAAGGGCGAGGAAACAAUUCUCAUUUCCCUCUAAGGCAGAAUAUUUUGUGUGAACUGAAGAUUAUGCGAUGCCUUUCUUGGGAAUGGAAUAGAUACACACACAUACUUGUGUGUGAAUGAAUGGACCUAUUUGUUAGUUCACACAAAACAUUCUGUACUCUCACAACAUGUGGAGCGUAACCUAAGACUUAAUGUGAAUGAUCUCUCCUCUGUUUCUAGCUUUCCCUGAGAUAACUGUAUGGAAAAAGAUUCUGGACCUAUCUGCACUAUGCGUUUAAAGCAGUAUACUUCCACUUUAAACAGUCCUGACUCCUCCCAAAGAAUCCUAGAAACUACAGUAGUUAGUUUGCCUUACUCUUUCUAACAUCUUUUUGUAGGGAGCGCCCUUGGCCCUUUUUGAAGGAAGCCAAAUGUAUUUGAUUUUUAAUACUUUUGAUUAGCUAUUUUUUUUGUUUUGAGUUGUUAUAAUUUGUAUUGUUUGUAUUCGAUUUUGUGUGCUUAUUCUUUGUUGUUGUUGUUGUUUAGUCGUUUAGUUGUGUCCGACUCUUCGUGACCCCCUGGACCAGAGCACGCCAGGCACUCCUGUCUUCCACUGCCUCCCGCAGUUUGGUCAGACUCAUGUUUGUAGCUUCGAGAACGCUGUCCAACCAUCUCGUCCUCUGUCAUCCCCUUCUCCUUGUGCCCUCCAUCUUUCCCAACAUCAGGGUCUUUUCCAGGGAGUCUUCUCUUCUCAUGAGGUGGCCAAAGUCUUGGAGCCUCAGCUUCACGAUCUGUCCUUCCAGUGAGCACUCAGGCCUGAUUUCCUUAAGAAUGGAUAGGUUUGAUCUUCUUGCAGUCCAUGGGACUCUCAAGAGUCUCCUCCAGCACCAUAAUUCAAAAGCAUCAAUUCUUCGGCGAUCAGCUUUCUUUAUGGUCCAGCUCUCACUUCCAUACAUCACUACUGGGAAAACUAUGGCUUUAACUAUACGGACCUUUGUUGGCAAGGUGAUGUCUCUGCUUUUUAAGGUGCUGUCUAGGUUUGCCAUCACCUUUCUCCCAAGGAGCAGGCAUCUUUUAAUUUCGUGACUGCUGUCACCAUCUGCAGUGAUCAUGGAGCCCAAGAAAGUAAAAUCUCUCACUACCUCCAUUUCUUCGCCUUCUAUUUGCCAGGAGGUGAUGGGCCCAGUGGCCAUGAUCUUCGUUUUUUUGAUGUUGAGCUUCAGACCAUAUUUUGUGCUCUCCUCUUUCACCCUCAUUAAAAGGUUCUUUAAUUCCUCCUCACUUUCUGCCAUCAAGGUUGUGUCAUCUGCAUAUCUGAGGUUGUUGAUAUUUCUUCCGGCGAUCUUAAUUCCAGCUUGGGAUUCAUCCAGCCCAGCCUUUCGCAUGAUGAAUUCUGCAUAUAAGUUAAAUAAGCAGGGAGACAAUAUACAGCCUUGCCGUACUCCUUUCCCAAUUUUGAACCAAUCAGUUGUUCCAUAUCCAGUUCUAACUGUAGCUUCUUGUCCCACAUAGAGAUUUCUCAGGAGACAGAUGAGGUGAUCAGGCACUCCCAUUUCUUUAAGAACUUGCCAUAGUUUGCUGUGGUCGACACAGUCAAAGGCUUUUGCAUAGUCAAUGAAGCAGAAGUAGAUGUCUUUCUGGAACUCUCUAGCUUUCUCCAUAAUCCAGCGCAUGUUUGCAAUUUGGUCUCUGGUUCCUCUGCCCCUUUGAAAUCCACCUUGCACUUCUGGGAGUUCUCGGUCCGCAUACUGCAUAAGCCUGCCUUGUAGAAUUUUAAGCAUAACCUUGCUAGCGUGUGAAAUGAGUGCAAUUGUGCGGUAGUUGGAGCAUUCUUUGGCACUGCCCUUCUUUGGGAUUGGGAUGUAGACUGAUCUUCUCCAAUCCUCUGGCCACUGCUGAGUUUUCCAAAUUUGCUGGCAUAUUGAGUGUAGCACCUUAACAGCAUCAUCGUUUAAAAUUUUAAAUAGUUCAGCUGGAAUACCAUCACUUCCACUGGCCUUGUUAUUUGCAGUGCUUUCUAAGGCCCAUUUGACUUCACUCUCCAGGAUGUCUGGCUCAGGGUCAGCAACCACACUACCUGGGGUGUACGAGACAUCCAUUUCUUUCUGGUAUAGUUCCUCUGUGUAUUCUUGCCACCUCUUCUUGAUGUCUUCUCCUUCUGUUAGGUCCUUUCCACUUUUGUCUUUUAUUAUGGUAAUCUUUGUACGAAAUGUUCCUUUCAUAUCUCCAAUUUUCUUGAACAGAUCUCUGGUUUUCCCCAUUCUGUUGUUUUCCUCUGUUUCUUUGCAUUGCUCGUUUAAGAAGGCCUCCUUGUCUCUCCUUGCUAUUUUUUUGGAAAUCUGCAUUCAAUUUCCUGUAUCUUUCACUAUCUCCCUCGCAUUUUGCUUGCCUUCUCUCCCCCGCUAUUUGUAAGGCCUUGUUGGACAGCCACUUUGCUUUCUUGCAUUUCCUUUUCAUUGGGAUGGUUUUCGUUGCUGCCUCCUGUAUAAUGUUACGAGCCUCCAUCCAUAGUUCUUCAGGCACUCUGUCCACCAAAUCUAAAUCCUUACACCUGUUCCUCACUUCCACUGUGUAUUCAUAAGGGAUUUGACUUAGAUUAUAUCUUAGAUUAUUCUUUGUUACUCGCCUUAAUUUUUUUUAAAAACUGAAAGACUCUAUCUAAAUAGUAAUAUAAUGCAACAAUACCUGGAGUUCCCAGGGAAAAAGGAAUUAAGCAUUAAACUGUUCUGGGGAUUGUAAUUCUGUGAGGGGAAUAUAGGUCGCCUAACAAUUCUCAGCACCUUUACCAAACUACAGUUCCCAGGAUUCUUUGGGUGAAGCCAUGACUUGUAACUUGUAACUUGCAACUUCCAACUGCUCUGAGACUCCAGCUCCCAUUUGUCCAAGCCAAUAUGACCAAUGGUCAGAGAUUAUAGGAGUUGUAGUCCAGUCGCAGAUUCCACAUGCAUGGGGGAUACUUCUUUAUUUAAAAAACAGGUACUGUAUUAGUUAUUAGUUCUGUUGGGUUACUGAACUUGAGAAUGCAUAUAUGUAUAAGCAUGUGUGUAUAAACAGUAUAUGUGUGUAUUUAUGUGUAUGUGUAUAAAUACAUACACACACAUAUGCACACACACCAAAGAUGGCUUCAUUUAAAAAAAACCUAACUUUGUGUUUGUUCAAUUAUCAUUUAUUUAUUACACUUCACCGGUACAGUGGUUCUUUGGUUCUCAAACUUAGUCUGUUCAACUCCCGAAACGGUUCAAAAACGGAGGUGCGGCUUCUGAUUUGCUGCAGGAGCUUCCUGUACUCAAGCGGAAGCCGCGUCGGAUGUCUGGCUUCCACAAAAUGUUUGCAAACACUUACUUCCGGGUUUGCAGCGUUCAGGAUCGCUUUGUUUGGGAGCCAAGCCAUUCAAGGUACCACUGUAUUUCAAAAAGGCACCCAUUUUGUGGUUUCAAAUUUAUUUACCUUUAAUUGACAGCAGCUGAUGAAUCAACCAAAAACUCCUGCAAACUGUUUUAUCAUUUACCAUAAAUUUUUUGAAUAUUGCUGCUAGGUUUUCAUUUUGCCAAAGGACUAAAAGUGGAAAAAGCACAUGUUUUAAAUUGGGUUUGUCAACCUUGAAAAGCCCGAAUGAUUCUUUGAUGCCUCCUAGAAGCAUGAUUGGUGCUGGACACUUACAGAUGUGUCCUGGUUGGCAUCAGUUGCUGAGAAAAGAGAUGCUUCAUAACUCCGUUCGAGUUCUAAAAUGGUGUUUGUUCUUAAAACCCCCUUCACAGAUAUUGAGAAGCUCUGCACAUUCAGUCAGAGGUUUCCUCUCCCAUCCAUGUAUCGGAUCCUUGUGUGGAAGGUGCUUCUAGGUAAGAUGAUAUGGGGAAAGCAGAUUCUUCAUUAGAAACGUAAGGGCAGGUUUGGACAUAUGCUUAGUGUAAUGCUAAGGAAAGCCAAUCCAUGUUUUGAAUGCUCCAUUGAAGAAGCCUUUGCAUGACAUCAGGAACAGGACUAGUUAAUGCUCACAUAUUUGUUAAGUUUUUGAGCAUUCCUUAUAUCCAGGGCUUAUAGUACUUAGUUGAUCAGAGAAAAACAACAACUGCUGUCAGAAGAUCCAACCUUCCACCAGAACGUGCAAGUACAUGCAAACCUAGUUCUCCUUUCUCUCUCUUCCUUUUCCAGGAAUUCUUCCUCCUCACCAUGAAUCUCACGGGUUUGUGAUGCGAUGCCGAAAGGAGCAGUAUAAGGACGUGCACCAUGCGCUCCAAGUAAUUCGCUUUAUCAAGGAUUCUACCCCACAGGUUGAAGUUUUCCUCCGAAUAUACCAGCUGGAGUCGGGAAAGCUCCCUCGGAAUCCAUCUCUCUCUUCGGUCAGUCAUGCUGAAAUUUGCCCUCGACGAUACUCCUUUGUAUGAAGGUCCAAAUCUUUUCCACCUGAAAUUCUGCUAGAGUGAAGAAACUGUAUAGUGGCCACAUGAACUGCAGUAUCUUGAGAGGUCAAAUUCAGCCUUAACCAGAGAUACUGUAAACAGGGCUUAGGGAAAGCACAUUCUGGUACCAUCUAGGGCAGGCACCCCCAAACUUGGCCCUCCAGAUGUUUUGGGACUACGAUUCCCAUCAUGCCUGAACACUGGUCCUGUUAGGGAUGAUGGGAGUUGUAGUCCCAAAACAUCUGGAGGUCCAAGUUUGGGGAUGCCUGAUCUAGGGCAUGUCACAGAAUGAAUUUCCCUUGUAGUUAGUGGCAAGAGUGGCAGACAUCCAGGCUGAAAGUUGGCAGCCACAGUAGGAUUGGGUUGCUGAGAAAAUAUCCCUCAGUAUGGUGACCUUGAAUGGGAAGCAAAUCCCUGUCAUAUAUACUCCCUGGAGAAGGUAUAAUUAGUCCUGUUUAGCACUUGGAUGAGGAACCUAUAGCUCACCAGAUGUUGUUGUUGGACUAACUCUCAUAAACCUCAGUCAGGAUUUUCAGUGGUCAUGGAUGAUGGGAGUUGUAGUCCAGAAAUAUAUUGGUAUGCCACAACUUUGUCCUCCCUGUUUUAGCACAUAACAGAACAUGGUGGCACCUUACAACAGAGGAGCAAAAUUAUUAUAUGUUGUCAAAUAACAAAGUUGACUGGAAAAUGCUGUUCCGUGAAUGUGUUGCCUCUUGAUAAUCCCAUGCCGUGGCUGCUUUGCUUUCCAGGAAGCCGAGGACGAGGUAUUCCUUGCCAUUGCUAAAGCUAUGGAAGAAAUGGUAGAAGAUCACAUUGAUUGUUAUUGGCUCAUCAGUAGCUUUGUGAACCAGUUGAACAAUAAGUACAAGGAUUCAAUACCACAGCUGGUAAGAAUAUUAUAUGCAUACAUAUCUACAUAUCUGCAUUCAUCUAUUCACACAGGAACAGUAUAGUGGGAUUACAGGUAUAGAAGUUGAACAUCUUCUAUGUUGUUGCUGUUUCUGACAAGCUCUUGCAUAAAUACCCUGUGUGGACUUGGAAACUGAAUUAUGCUCUGGAUUCUUUUUUGGAGGGGAUGAGGGAAAUGCAGUGCAAGUUUCUAGAACAGCAGUGCAGUGACUAGUGGGUAGCUCAGGGCUGACUAAUCUGUGGCUAGGCUCCCAUCUCCCAGCCAACGUGGCCAACAGACUUCUAAUAAAUAUCACGGGGAUUGGAAUGCUGAUGACAAGGAAUGCAGUCAAGGUUUGGGCAUAUAUUCAGUUGUGUGUACAGUGGUACCUCCGGUUACAAAUGGGAUCUCUUCUGGAGGUCCGGCCGUAUCCUGAAAAUUCUGUAACCAGAGGACCACUUCUGUGCAUGCACGCGGCGCUGCAGAGCGCUUCUGCGCAUGCACGAGCAGCAAACCCACUUCUGAAAAUUUAUUAUUCCAAAAAUGAAACCUUCAUCUGGUUGUAAAUAUUAAGAUUAUACCAGCAAGAAUGGGUCUUUCUGUAAAAAAAAAAAGGAAAAAAGAUUUAAAUCAAGUCUUACUGACUAGUGAUUUAAAUCAAUUUUAUUUAAAUCAAAUCCACCCUGCCUAAGAGUCUUAGGCUGCUGCCCUUUGGCAGGGAAGGGGUUCAGCUUUGUUCUUACACUAAAUGAAUGAGGCCAGUCCCUUGUUUCUAAGCAGCAGUGAUGCAAAUGACUGCAGAACCGCCUUCAUUCUUUUCUUCUCCCAUGCAAACUGGAUGCCAGACUCCAUGCUUUAAUAGAAAGAGAAGUUUGUAGAAAUAAUUUUUGUAAUAUCUAUAAAUAAGAUUUGAUAGGAAAACACUUUGGCUUGAACUUUCCUUAGGUGAUGAUGAUUUAAAAAAACAUUCUAUACGGCCCUUCAUCCGAAGAUCAGAGUGCUGUUUACAAUAUAAAAACACAAAAAAUUCACAUAGCACAAUAAUAAACAACAACAAUACUGGCUACGGUUUAAAAGGCCAUAGAUUGUUCAAUUGGGCCAAAGACCUGGGAGAGGAGGAAUGUUUUUGCCUGGCACAAAGAUAUGUAAUGAAGGCGCCAGGAGAACCUCCCCGGGGACAGCAUUCCACAGGUGGGGGAGCCACCACAGAAAAGGCCCAUUCUUGUGUUGUCACCCUCUGGACCUCCUGGGAUGUCCUCUCCCAUCACUUUUGAAGACACUGGAAAUAGGGGCAUGUGUCAGUUUCUUUCAACUAAUGAAGAGUAAGUGAUUUUUAAGAUCCAGUUUAAGGAGAAGGGAACAGGAGGCAGAUUUACAUAAAAGAUGACAUUAUAGAGAGCCAGUUUUUCCUCCUUGGUGCCAGUCCUCUCUGAAUUUCUUUAAAUUAUUAAUAAAAUCAUGUUUAUAGUUAAAUAUUCAGAUAUAAUUGAAGACGAACAAAUGAAAAUAAACAAGCAGAUGUUUAAUUAAUUGCUAACCUUGUCCAAAAGGUGUCCAGAGAGAACUGUUUACUGAAGUGAAGAAAACUGUGUGUGUGUCAGUGUCAUUCAAAAUAAUAGUGUAUUUCUGGAUGGGAAGUUACUGUGGAACCAGUGCUGCUUAUGAACCCCAGUUUUUUGUUUCAGUGUCCACACAUUGCUGUGGUCAAAAUGACAGCCCAUACUUUUUUUGUUUACAUUUAAUCUGGACUUCCUCUUACUUUUGGAAGGGGUGUGCAUGUAAAAUGCUGAAAAGCCACCCAACAGGGUUGAAGAGCAGGUAAAAACAGAAAGUUGCUCCCUGCUGAUGACAGUUUCCUAGCAUGUGCUGUUUCCUUCCCCACCUGUCUCUUUUUUUACUAAAUUAAGAAUUGCUGUAUUGUUACGAAGUCUCAAAUUAUUCAGUAUAUACUCUUUUUGGAGCCUCACAAUCAAUAAAUAUGGAAAUGUUUAGUGAGCCUUACAUUUUGGAUCUGACCUUUGAAGAACAUUAUCUGACAUGACAUUUUUCACAGUGUGUCAUGCUGAAUCUAUUUUUCCUUUUUUUAAGGCGCCUUGCUGCUUGUGGUUUCUUGCUAUAAAUACCUAUGACAGUGAGAUUUAUUUAUGGACAUUGAUAUACUUUAUCACUUCUCUUGACAUUUAUCCUGCAGCCAAAACUUUUGGAACAGUACCUGAGCCUUGAAGACAGCGGACUCUUAACGCAUCUGAAGUUGUGUUCAGCAAUGGACCACCUUCCUUACAAUCUUUGGUUUAGAAAGUGUUUUGCGGGUUGUCUACCUGAAUCCAGCUUACAAAGGUAAGCAUCUUUCCACUCCCGCCCAUCUUGGAUCAAUCAGAUCACUGUAGCAUCCUUGAAAAUAAUCUGUUGUCCAUCUUUAGCCUACAACCCACAAUACCACAAACUCCUGAGUAGUGUUCCCUCUCCCCUGACCAAUGCUGCAGAGUAGUUUUAUAGAUGGAGUAUGUUAGCUGCAAGAUACCUAUAACCUCACCUCCAAACUCGGAAAUGUUGCAUGGAUAUCUUUUGACAAGUCAGAACUUUUUGACAUUCUAAAAUCUGUCAGUUAAGGUUAUAUAGGGAGUGAUGCAAACUUUGGCAUUUUGUGUUCUCUGCAUCUUGCACCAAAGGGUGGAAGUGUGAGUUAUCAUUUGCUGCAAAAUGUCUCAGUCCUGCCAUGACUGAGAAACUAUUUUGGUCAGGAAAGAAAAAAACAACAACACUUCAGUACUGAAUAUAAAUUAUAGCUAUAAAAUUUUAGGUGUGCAGUUUUUAUUACUCUUAUCUUUUCUAGGGUUUGGGACAAAGUUAUUAGCGGCUCCUGCAAAAUUCUGGUCUUCGUUGCUGUUGAGAUUUUAUUAACCUUUAAAAUGAAGUUGAUGGCCUUGAAUAGCGCAGGAAAGAUUCAACAGUUUUUGGAAAAUGUAAGUAUUUUUCCGCACACUAAUAUACUGCCCCCCCAGGGACCCCCCCCCAAUAAGGGAUUUGUUUUGCGUAUCAGAUUUUUUGGGGAGAGAGGUGGUUGCGAGAGAAAUCAACUGAGAUUUUGCCCAGUGUUCAAGAGCUGCAAUUAAAAGUUUGCAAAAUUUUAAAAGGUACAGUUCAGACAUGGCAUCAAACCAUGAUCCAUGCUAAUCAUAGUUUGGUUUGAGCUUCCAAAUGUAAGACUUUCACAAUGGUUUCUGAAUUCAGACAUAACAACAAACCAAAUUUAGCACAAAACACAGCCUGUGUGGCAGCUUCAGUAUCCAUGUUUUGUGAAGUGAUCUAGGUUCAGAAAAAAAACAGAACAUGGUUUGUCUUGAUGUCUGAGUGGAAAGGAGCGGAUUGUCUCAGUGGCUGAGCCGGGCUCUGGAACUCAUUCUUACCUGAACAGGGCCUCCCGCUACACUCCCCUCUCCCGUGGAUUUCCAUAAGAUGGGCCAAAACAUUCCUUUUUAUAGGAGCACUUUUGAGCCAUAAAUAGUCACUGCCUUUCCAAGUAGCCUUGGUUAUGUUUAGCAGCAGUUUCGUGGCUUCCCCUCCUUUCUCUCUCUGCUGUUUUAAUGCCUUACAGCUGCUUUCUUUUAUUUAUUUGUUGUUAGUCUUUUUUAAAAAAUCAUUUAAGUUGUUCUUUUAACUUCUGUUGCUAGCCACUUUAGGCUUAUUGAGAAAAGACGGGCUAUAAAUGUUUUAAAUAAAUAGAACUCGUUGGCUACAUUUAAGCAGGUUGCAGGAUUAACUUGACCUUGCGACUUUUUUUCCCUUUCCCAAACCCACCACAUGGUCAAACAAUUUCACAGACUACAAUGCUGUUUCAAGCCAGUUUAUCUUUUUGUAUUUGCGUGAGUCGCCAUUCCAUGCACACACACUCCUAUUUUCAUCUGUGUUGGGGAAAAGAGAAUAUCCUUGAUGCAGGAAUGGAAAGGAAAAGAAAGAGUGGAAUUGUUUGAUAUGGAUGACCCAGUCUGGAUUUCCAGGUGUGCUUUGAUGCACGCUUGGACCUUUUUUUGAGAGGAAAGUUCUCCUUUCACUUCACUGAUAGGGGACAACUCCUCCCCACACCAAACUGUUUGCAUGCAGGGAGCUACUUCUUACUUGAAACUGAAUAAGCAAAAGAGUGUGCUCUGUGUGCGUGCAUUUGCAAUUGGCGUGAAUGGAUAUGGCAGGAGUUUGGAAGAGCAAUCCUAUAGUGACUGGUCUUUAGCUGCCUUUAGGUUUGCUGCCUGAGAUAUUGAAGUACUGGAAUACCUCAAACUGAAUAUCUCUUUUUAUCUUUUGUAGAUACCUCAAGAUAACACGGAUGCAAUAGUGAGCAAAGCGAUUGAGCUGUGGCAAAAACAUUGUGGGACCCCUGCCCACUCAGUCUGAAACCAUGCUGCCCGCUGGUACACUUUUAUUUUAUUUGCCUUCCCUUUGUCCUUCCUUACUCAACAACACCUACCGUAUUUUUUGCUCUAUAGGACGCACUGGACGAUAAGACGCACCUAGUUUGGGGGGGGGGGAGGAAACAAGAAGAAAAAAAUUCUGAACCCGAAAAGCCAGAACAGCAAGAGGGAUCUGGCUUCUGGGAUAGCCUCUUGCUGUUCUGGCUUUGGGGACAGCCUUUGAAGCCUCCGCAGGGCAGCGGGGUGCCUUCGGAGGCUUUGCGCAGCUAACCCCAAGCUAGAACAGCGAGACGGAGCACUGCACAGCGCUCAGUCUCCCUGUUCUGGCUUUGGGCUUAGCCGCACAGCCUGCAUUCGCUCCAUAAGACGCACACACAUUUCCCCUUACUUUUUAGAAGGGAAAAAGUGCGUUCUAUAGAGUGAAAAAUACGGUACUUAAAAUUAUUUUAACAAAGGAGAUGGGGGAGCAAUAAAAUUGCUACCACCGUAUGUGAUGGACUUGAAGUGUAUAAAUAUAUCUAGAAGGGGAAUCUCAUUUAUAUGAGUUGAGUUGGAUUUGUUUCCAAGUAACCUUGUUUAUGGGGUGUGCAAAACAGGAGCCAUAAUGAAGGACUUGAUUGACUUUUUUUACUCUCUGGAAUAGAUUUCUGCCUGGUUUUCUCUCACUCAUUCCUCAUGGCACUAAUUUGGCUUUAAUUCAAGAAAUCUGGUUAAACUGAGAUGUUCUCCUGAACAGGAGCUGCCUCUUAAAACCCUGUUGCAGAUUUUCAGAUCUUUGCAAGGUCCUCCCAUAGGGUUAGGAAACUGGCCGCACAGGCCUUGCCUCCAGGACUACCUCCCAAGGUUCCUAGCAUACGGAUCCUCUUUCCCCACUGCACUGGAAUGAGCAGAAAGCAGCUUUGGCAGAGCUUCCCCCCUUUUACCUUUGCAGUCCAAGAGUGGGAAAAAGGAGGAGGCAACUCAAGGUACAUAACAGAGUCAUUCUGUUGGUUUCUCCUGCUCUUUAUAUUGGGGCAGAAGGGAUUAGAGCUCUUUGCAUGUGCCUUGUUCACAUUUAGGGGUGUCAGGGGGUACAGUUAAUGUUGGUCCUUGGGAUAUGUUUAGUUCAGAAUUUGAUCCCUGAUUUGUUUGUUGAAAUAGUGUUCAGUGGUAGCUCCUGGCUGGAACUAGAGAGUCCCAAAUACAUAAUUUUUAAACUAGGUGCUGGUGAUGACUACUGAAUUAUCCUUAUCUUCUUGACAUGGGCUCUUUUUUUGAGCUGGAACUCACCGGAACUCUGUUCCGGAACCUCUCAGGUGGGUGCUAUUGCCAUUAUAAGAGAACAAGGGAGGCAUUCAGGGUGAGCUCCGGCACCUCUUUUUCUAGAAAAACAGCACUGCUCUUGAGCCGUUUUGAUCUGGCUUUUAGUUUUGGGAUUAACAGACCUGUGGCAGGGGGCACUCUGUGAGUUAGAUGAUGUGGGGGGCACCUCUGUCAGUUCUGCCGGCCCUCUGAACAGCUUGAUGCUGUGAACUUAAAGAUUAUCUCUAUUGGAUCAGGCUGGAGACCUAUCCAGUCCAGCAUUCUUUUUGCCCUGGUGGUCCACCAGAUGGCUGUGAGAAGCCUGCAAGCAGCAUAUGAUGGCAACUUCUCCUUCCUGCUGCUGUUCCCCAGGACCGAGAGGUGUAGUGGCUCUGAUCCUGAAGACUGUAUAUAGCUAUUUGGACUCGUAGCCAUUGGUACCCAUGAAUUAGCCUGAUUUUAAAGUCAAUCCAAUCUAGUGGCCAUCAUUUCCACAACUUGUGGCAGCAAAUUCCAUCGUUCAGCUAUGCACUGUGUGGUGAAGUACCUCUUUUUUGCUUGUGCUGAAUUGCCCAGCCUUCAGCUUCAUUGGACUGCAGGUUCUGGUAUUAUGAAGCAGGAGCAAAGCCUUUUCUCCAUUCACUUUCUACACCUCAAUCAUGACCCUGGUUCAUUGCCUUGUUUCUAAACUUGAGUCUCCUCAGAGGACACAACUUUUCAUUUUGGCAGUGUUGCUCCAAAUCCCCUGAUCACUUUGGUUUUCUACUCCCUUUUCAGAUCCACCCAGCAUGUGAAACCAUCACCAGCCAACCUGGGAGAUCCCUCCAAUCCUGGUAGGCAGUUAAGCACUGACAAUAAAAUACUGAUUCUCACAGGCUUGGUACGUGAUGUCCUUUUAACUAAAACGCCAGGUUCCUUUGCCUUUCAAAAGGUCCCUCUGUGCUGCUCUUCCUUGCAUCAUGGUUUGCUUUUCAUUUUAAAUUGUUUAAAAAUUUAGUUGCCUUGCCUAGUGAUGUGGAAAGUUGUGACUUAAGUAGAGGAAUGUUCACUCAACAGCUCCUUUAUUCUCUUCGCUUCCUGUGCCCACUCUGUUCCCUUACCUUACGCAGCAAGGAGAAAGGUUCCCCCUCUGCCUGAGUCUUUUGCUCCCUGUGUGCCUUGCCAGUCUUUGAGCUACAGCUCCUAUCUGGCACAAGAGUUGAAAUCCAAAACUUACGCAGGGCAGCAGCUUGGGGAAGGGCGCCCUAGAUAACCAGCCUCAUGUUUCCUGUACCCUUUGUGUUUGGAAAGAGUCUUUUCCACCAUCCCACCCACUUGUCAACUUUAAUGGUGUCCCAGUCCUCUGCGCUCACCUCCAUAUUGAUGUUCCUCAGAAUGUUAGUACUUUCAUACAAUAGUAGUGUUAUAUAACCCAUUAUUACAUUAGACCAUGUAACGGAUCCUAACUGGUUAACCAGCUGAAGCAUGCAGGGUAGCAACUGUGCCCAUUUUAGAUGAUGCUAGCAGAAUAUUGACACCCUCCCCCCCCCCCACAUUUCAGCCUUCUGCUUUAUUAAUUUGGGAAACUGUCAGUCUUGCAGAAUGCUCAGCUCUCCCAAUCUGUGUGCUUCGACCGCAGAUUACUUUAAUAUGGCAGAGAAUGUGGUCAGUACAGUGGUACCUCGGGUUACGUACGCUUCAGGUUACAGACUCUGCUAACCCAGAAAUAGUACCUCGGGUUAAGAACUUUGCUUCAGGAUGAGAACAGAAAUCGGGCUCCGUUUCAGGUUAAGUACGGACCUCCGGAACGAAUUAAGUACUUAACCUGAGGUACCACUGUAGUUGCUUUCUGAUAAAAUCCCUAUUUUAUUUUUGACUGAUGUUGGUGUUAACCGUCUUCCAUCAACCGUGUCAGUUAGUGCAUGAAUGUGCUGAGACGCACAGCUGUAAACCACUAUUUAAAGCUCAGGUGCCAGACUAUUAAAAAAAACCCAGAAACCCCCAAACCUUUUCCUCUGUGGCACGCUGGUGCUACUUGAAGUUGAUGCGAUGAGAUAAACGAGCUGUGCUGAACUUUUCACACGAACAAUAGCAAUUUUAGAUCAAUGUUUUUUAAAGGCUGUAAGAAGCCUUCUGCAGUGUCUAGAAGUCAAUCAAACGCCGCCAUUUAAAUGUCAGUGGAAAGUUCAUAUCUAAUCACCCUGUUGUACGUACAAAGAAUAAGAUUGCAGAGAGAAUUUUCCUUUUGUGCGUUGUGUUACUCAGUUUGUGGCAUGUUCUUUCAUCAAUAAGUCUGUUUCGUGUUUAGGGGUGGGAGGUGAUGAAAGCAAGUAAGCCUUUUGGUAGAGACCCAACUAGUUAUGUAGAAUCUAGGGUUGCCAUAUAUUCAGAAACUUUUUGGCUUUUUUUGCAGAACUUCGAAGAAAAAAAAAGCUAGAUUUUCGCUUUUUGAAAUAGUGCACUGAUUGCCAUAACUAUAGUGUUUCGGGUUUUCUUGCUCUCUUUCAUAAAAUGAAAGGCCUUGCCUCAUUUAGAAAGAAUAAAUUAUAAAUUUUCUUGUUAUAAUAAGAAGCAGGGCUUUUUUCCCCUAGCUGGAGCUCACCAGAGCUCAACUCUGGCACCUCUCAGGUGGGUGCCAUUGCCAUUCUAAGAGAAGCCCAUGUGGUGAGCUCUGGCACCUCUUUUUCUAGGAAAAUGGCACUGAUAAUAAGGUUCUGUCAGAGUUACACCAGUGUAGCUUUGGCGCAGCCAAAGCCAGAGUUAUUCCUGAAAAAGCAGUGUGGGUGGUGGUGGCAAGGCGAGACUUGCCCCUUUUCCAGGCUCCUUUUGGCUCUGUCACAUGACCUAGCAAGUUACACUGGCAGAAAGAGUGUUCCAAAUCAAAAAAUGGUGUGUAAGAUUACACCAGCAUAAUUUACCUUGGCAUAUAUUACUCUAGCUUCCUAUAGUUUGGAUUGCUCUGCCAGCCACUCAAACGAUGCUGAUUUAUACUUCCUGGUUAUCUGUGUUCCUUGUUACAUUUCCUGCACGCUAGAGGGAGCAAUUCUGCAGAGAAAGGGCCCCUUUGAGCUUUUAGCCACUAUCAUGUUGUUGUUCAGCAUUCAGUUGGUUCUGGUUUGUUGUUGUUUAUUGUUUGUAGUGAGACUUAAGUUGCUGUUUAGUGGCCUGGAAACCUAAACAGGAAGGAAGGCAGCAUAUUCGAGGUAAAUAAAUUAGAUGUCACUUCUGUGCAGCUUGCAGUCCUGCAUCAUAAAUAACUGUAGAAUCAAUAGCAGGCAAGGAAAAAAAGACGACGUUUUUUCUUUUAAAAUGAUUUUUUUUAAAGAAACUGCAUACAUCAGAGACAAUUUAAAUACCAUGCAGUUUCAAUAUGUACAAAAACCCUAGGAUGUAGAGAUUCAGUUUUAGUGUUUCCUCUAGGUAUUUACAUUUUGUUCUGGUUUUUACUCCCCACCCCCCCAUACAGCCAUAAUCUGUUAAAUUACAAUACUGGAAGAUCACAGGUUUGACUGUCACCACAUUCACUCCUAUACAAAGACAAAACUAUGUACAUACACUUGACUUGGAGAGUAACUGGAAAAUGCACUGGUUCCAGAACCACUGAGAUGCUCAGGCGUACCCUUCCCUUGCUUUUCUGUUCACACAAGAAUAAAGUUCGGCUGGAUGAACAGGCGGGCGCAGGGAACAAUUUUCAACCCUGUUUGCCAUAUGAAGCAACAUCAUCUGUGCCCUUUUUCAAAUCACUACCCUUUGACAGAUUUUGAGGGAGGGAGGAAAUGGUUUUUGUCCAUGCAGCAAGAGAAAUUGCAGCUCUGUGCGAGAUAACCUUCAUCUGCAUGUGAAUCAUAGAGGCAUAUUUAAGUGAAUGCAAAAGUUCACUGCUCAUGCUAGGGGAAAUAAAUGAGACAUCUCUGCAACCCCUGCUGAAAUGAAUGGAAGCAGGAUGACAGUAAAGCCCAUCUCCAUAGAUUUCAGAGGGAAAGCGUUGCAUUGGGCAUUUGUAGUGGAGUGCACACUUCCCGUCACCUGUGAUCACUGUGCUAGGGGAACAGCUGAAUGGCUCUGCUCCAGGCAAGACAAGCAUUAUGCAGACUUGAAAAGUAAGCCAUUUUUCAAAUGAAAGUUUCGCUAGAUCCAUUUCUAUGUUACAGGGGGAAAUAAAUAUCCAUUUGUUUAGUACUACUUUUUGGAAAUGAAUACAGUGCAUUGCCUUGAUCCAAUAAUUGGCUUCUUUCUUUGUUUGCAUGGUAGGGACACUGAGGUUUUGGAACAGGUGUUUUGCACACGCAAGCCUGCUAGGAACCUGCCUGCCUGCAGAAAACAAGCAAAUUCAAUGUUCCAUGCAAUAGCCCAUUGCAUGCAAGUAAAGGAAGCCGCUAAGGGUCAGCAGAGUGGACCCAUCUAUUUCCAAAUGUACCUAUGGGCACAACGGCAACACAGUAUGUAGUCACUCCCAGAUCAGCUCAAUGGUAUCUUAAUGUAGGGCAAGGGGGCAUCUUCAAAGAAGUGCCACUGUACUAGCUCUGGAAGAUGCUCCUUUGCACAUGGAUAACAUUGGGCUGAGCGCUAGGUCUUGAAAAGCUACAAGACUUGUAUUGUGAAUAGGCUCCCCAAUUGCAUGUGUUAAGUGCUAAACUGAUAGCCCAGCCCACUUGGAAAUUAAUGUUGGCAGAAAUGUGGGGAAAGACUCAGCAUACUUCUUUAACCAAGUGUAUCACAAAUCACAGUAAAACCAGAAUAAGUGGUUUCACUUGCAGAAUUUGGCAAUCUUAUUGUUAGGAGGAAAUGUUCUACCUUGUCUGGUUUGUAACCGUAGCCAUAAUCUGUAUUUUUAACUGGAAGGCACACAGGAGAUAAACCAGCAGGUAAAUCGAUCCCUUGUGUGUCCUCCAAGCCACUCAGUAAAGAAUGCUGAGCCUUGUCCUGUGCUUCAACGAAGAAAACAGACCCAUAACCACACCUUGUGAAUCCCCUGGCAUGCUACCACACAACUGUUGAUAAAUGCAAGGUACUUAGGAUCUGUAAUAUGUAAAAGCUUUUCACAGCAUUGUGCCCACCCACUAGCUGUGGUGCCCAGUGAUGGUGGGGAAUGCCUUAUCACCCCAGUGUAGCCUCCUCAGCUAAAAAAAGGAAGGAAAAAAAAGUGCACCACUAAAUAGGCCUGCUGAGGAAAAGAGAGGGCCUUUUCCACGGGGUGAGGAGAAAAUGCAGGUUACCAAGUGUUCUGUUCAAAAAGAAAAGUUAUGCUGCCCUAUACAAACUGAACACCAGUGGAAAAGUGUGAGAACUGAACUUCGCUUGGGAGAGGCAUGCUCAGGGCUCAGCUGCUGAAAGAGAGUGGGGGUUCCUUACCAGGAGGCAUCAAAUUGGUGGGCUUAGCCAAAGUGCUAUCAAAGACAGGGAUCUGGAACACUAUCCAAUGUGCAAGGGUCAUCCUAUUAAGAGAAGAGCCAAUGCCUUAAUAACAACAACAAAAAACCCCCCUCCACAAAUCCAAUCCAAAUGCUUUGGUUCUCAGUAUCAUGCUGGGACAUUCAUGACAACAUAUUUUGUUAUUUACACCAGGUAGUGUUCUACACAACAGAAAUCCCAGCUCUUAAAAAAUAAACGUAUCCAUGCGCACAGAGCAAAAUUGACCCUACAAUGAUCUUGAGCUCCUUUCUUCUCUGCACUGCACACCUUACGGAACCUGCAGCAUCUAAGUAAAGUUGGCGUGCUGUAUCAAUUUGGUUAACUGGCAGAGCUGCUCUGCCAUCCAGCCUCUUUAUGCAGGUGUAAAUGAAAGCAGGAAGUUACCAAGCAGGGCAAAAGGCAUCCUGACUCGUUCUCUCCAUAAAGGUAAUAAGCAUGUUACUGAAUAUCCCUGUAAUAAUCGGCAACAAUUUCAAAACAUCACUUUUUGCAGCAAAGGGGGGAGGGGGGUCACUUGAAUGAAAGAGAUGGGUGACAAGGAAUCUUCUGGGUGUUUCCCUCACAAAACAAAUGGGUGACAGCCAGCCAGCCAGCCAAGAGAUCCUCCAGGGAUGAUUCUUGUGAAGUGUCAAAGAUAGGUAGAUCCUCUGAGCGGGUCUUGGCCUUCCCCCGCAUCUUUCUAAGGUGCUCUCAAACAGAAAGAAGUGUUUGCUCAAAGUGUUGACCCAGAAGGAUGGUAGGCCUUGUCUGAGCUUUUGUCCAGCAGGUCUAUGCCCAACACCAACUGCCUUCAGCUUUCUUUGGAGUCAGAUGGGAGAUGCUUGAAGGAAGACGGGAUGCAUUAACGGCUGAUCUUGGAUGAGGAUGGGGAAUCCACACAGCAGAGUUUCGAAUAUGAGUGCCAACUCCUGGCCCAAUUCUUGCCAUGGGUGGCUUCGGUUGCUGAAAGUUGUCCCAACAUGUCUCAUGAUGUAGUUCUACCAAGUACAGGAAAACACAAGCUUCCCUGUUGUCAUCUUCUUCCUCCUCUUCUUGGUUUUUAAAAAGGCAGUCCAGGAAAUUUACAUUGUACAUUAACAGAGAAGUGAAUGGUACCAGCACUUAUGGUUCUUUCCAGAUAUGUUUUGGAGAUGGUGGAGUGCUCAAUUUCUAUGGUCUAUGAAACCUAAAAUUAAAAAAGGGGACGGAGAAGGAAAAGAAAGUAAAUCCAGUUGUGUUUGAAUGAGUCAACCAAUUUGAUGGUUGCAUAUUUUUUUUCCAAACAUUCAGAAUCAUGACAGAGCUUUGGGUCUGAAAUAUCCAAUAAAAACCUAAUCCCUCAACAGUCCUGCGAACCAUGGAGAAGUGAGUUGAGAGUUGCUGUGGGAAUGAAGACCUCUCAACAAUUCAUCCUGAUAGGUGGGAUGGCAGCCUUCUCCAACCUAGUGCCCACCGGACAUUUUGAAGUAAAACUACCAUCAGCAUGCUGGCUGGGGCAGACGGAAGGUGUAGUGCAAAGCAUCUGGGGGGCACCAGAUUGGGGAAGAACUGGGUAGCAGAAGGACUGCCAGGUUGUCUUCCUGGGAAUGGAAGAGGUUAAUUCUACCCAAAGCCACUGUGACUGUCCUAGCUGACUUGUACAUUCUAAGAAUCCUCAAUUAUAUUCCUCCACCAGAGAGUCAUUCAUACAUAAAACUACCGUGCAACUGUUGUGUGAACUACACUGCAAUAUGUCAUAAGAGGUUCCCGGGGUCUUUUAUUUUACACAGUAUUUCACUCUCAUAAGAGCUUCUUCAUCUGCCACAAGAGAAAAGCAACACAUACAUAUAUUAAGUCUGCCCAUUACUCAUUUCCAUAAUGGCACAAAGAUCUCAUUACCUUCCUAAUGAUUUUAUAAUAGGGGCUUAUUGGGGGUUUGUGUAAGUGGGAUGACUCAACAGCAUAAAAAUCAAGAUGGGGGGGGGAUAGGUACAAAUAGACAUGGAAAACGUGCCCUGGUGGUUUCCUGUCACAGGGUUAGGAGGGUAGGAUUCUGUGUUCAAAUAGAUAAGAGGUUUCCCAGUAUAACUGGUCCAUACACAAACACACUCCAUGCAACAUUCAAUCCUUUGGUCUGACCCAGCAGGACUCUUCGUAAGUUCUUAAAUUCUGUGAUACAAAGUUGAGUGGUACAGCAGCGUUUUCAGAAACAGAAAUGUAGACCUUUAUUACCCAUCUGGAAAAAAUUCCAAGGCUAAACCACCCCCCUUUGCAUAAUAAUAGUAAAUAUAUGUAUACACCAUUCCUGCCAUGUUUUUGCUUCUAUGGAAAUGAAGCUGCGAAUGUAGUUGCAAAUUUCAUUGUAUACAGCCCAAGGCAAGCCUUACAUCUAGUAAUACUACAGAUCAAUAGUAUACAAAAAAAUUAAAUACAUACUGACAAUGAAGGGCUCCUGGAGAUUUUUUUUAAACCAAAUAUUGGUCAGGGCUACAUAUGGGCCUUAUGCUGAUGGAGUUUGUACUGGAAAUCUGCUUUUUCAGUCAUUUUUAAUUAUUAUUUUUAAAAAAGCAUCUCACCUUGUUAAAUGCCUGCUUAAUUCGUGAACUUCCAUUUCAGUGCUUUUAAACUCAUUGAGCUCUUUGCGAAUUGCCGCCUGCAGGGGACAAAAAAGAAGCACGUAAAUAUGCAGCUGAAAAGCAGUCUGAAGGUACAUUCCACUUUUCUAAAUUAUGAAUAGAUGGGCACUAAAUGGAAAGUGGUCCGUCUCUUACCAGAUCAGUAGCUUGCUAGAGCCACCGCUCGGAAUGGGAUACGUUAUAGCAGCCUGGGUGACACUUGGGAUGUUCACCUGUCAGUGUGUUGUACACCUGGAUCCAAUACAUAUUGACUAGAAGCAAGGGCCACGGUCUAAUGGGACGUUUCUCCCAAGUAUGCAUGCACAGAAUUGCUGACUAUUUUAAGAAAAGGAUAACUAUUCUAGCUGCUGUGAACAGGAAGGAAAUUAAUCUUUAGAUAUAAGGGUAGAAUUUAGGGUUAAAUCUAGUGAGAGUAAAGCAAUUGCCGAAUUAGGAGAGAUAGAUAAAAGACUUUCCUCCAAAAGGCAUGGACCAUGGUACACUCUCACCAAAUAUGAAAACAGGAACCUCGUGCAGUUUUUGAUCUUCAAAAUGGCUUGUGCUGUAGAAGGCAAAAACUCAUGCACUUGUAAAUACUGAGUGUGCAUUUGACACGUAUGAUGGCUGUAUUUUAUUUCAAAAGGGGAGGGGGGAGAGUCCAGGUUGCAUGAGCUUUUGCCUGCUAGCCACCGAAGAAGCCACGAGGCAGAGACAUACUUCUUGAGUUCCCUUGUCCUUUGCUGGUGAGUUUGGUACUCAUUCCUAGUUCUUACACACUGGACUUUGGGAACACAGAUCUGCCAAACAUAAAUCAUCACACCAACCAGGAAAAAGACAGAUUUAAUGGAGAUCACUCUGCCCGAAGGUCAUCACUACUUAAAUCUUACGACCUGGGUCUUUUGCUGCUGGAGACCCAACAACCUCAGACCACAUUUCAAUUUCUACUAGAGAUUCUUCUACAUCAAUCUAAUAGUGUCAAAAGAAUUUUCAAAAGGGGUAUAUCACAUCUUUCAAGACGGAAGUCAAAUCUUGUCCGUCAGGAGCACGGGCAAAUACCAUGGAGCAUUAACUGUCUCCUUUUAGCGAAAGCUGUCAGUUUGACUUUCCUCCAAGCUGUGAUAAAGCAUCCUCACAAACAGGAAUAGACAUGCCACUAACUGCAGGAGGACAAUCAGGCUGCAAAGAUGAACUCUCCGGAAGAGUGCACAUGACCUCUUCUUCUAGCACACAAAUGUUGAGUGAUUUAUAAUGUAUCUGUGUUAUCUCCUGUGCUGCUUAUUUUUCGCCGUAGGUUCUGUGAUGGCAGAAAUCCACACAGAAUCAAUGGGGGCUUGAUAGGCUAGACUGUAUCCUGAGAGGCCAGAUCUAACUCAGAUCUAACCAAGACUGGUGAAAGACUGUGGUUUUUAAGAGGGCUGGGUGUGGUUUGAAAGGGGUACCAUUUUCCAUGGAAAAAUACCUUUUAUUCUACUGUCUCCAGUCAAACAGUUUUGGGCAAUAGGUGUAAGAUAGGUGGUGUGUUGCAAGAAGGCCUCUUUUUGUAACUCAAGAUACUUGGUACAUUAAACCAGACAUUAAAGAGACCACUGGGAUUGAGAAUAAAGAUUGACAAAACAUAGCUAUCACCUUAAGAAACACAGACCUUAUUGUCACUCCAUGGUUGAAUAUGUGGCAAGCCUGAGUGCCACGGUAAGUAAACACAGAAUAAUUUCUUAUCUCAGUUCUGUGGUAUCCUGUACAGAAACAGCUUGCAAAAUCUAUUCCUCUGGUGGAAUUGCUCAGCAAAAAAAUGCAUGCAAGUGUUGUCAACAAAGUAUUUCUCAAAUAAUUACAGGCUUGAUUUCCCUCAUGCCAGGUUUGGUGAUGGUGUAAAUGUCCUACAGAUUUUACUGGAAUUAAUGCAAAUUUAAGCAAGUGUAAGCUAAUGUUUGUGAUGGGAAAAUUAAAGAGACUUGGCAGGGAAAGCACAAAAAAUCCAGUUGUAGCUCCAUCAAACAGGCAUACUUUAAGAAGCAAUUCUUUUGCAAAUUCCUUGUAUGAGCUGACUUGAACUGCACCUCCUAGACUAUUGUGCAGAUCCAGCCACAGUCAUCCUUUGGUUUUUGCACUUCCCCAAAUUUUCUGAUGCAAUUUUUGGCUCAACAGCUUAUAAAAAUGUGUACAUCAAGAUAAAAACACACUUAAGCAUUCGUUCUUGGGGAGAAAAGAUGUUCAAAAAUGCAUAUUUCAAUAUGAAUUUCUGUGCAUUGAAGAAACCAUAGAUUAAUUAACAAAUGGGCUUAUGCAAAUAGAUUUAUGCAAGGACAUUGUGGAGGGUGCUGAUGAGCUCCCAUCAUCAGUGACUAUGGACCAUGCUGGUUGGGGCUGAUGAAAAUUACAGUCCUAUGUUAGCUACCCCUGCAUUAGACCAAGGCUCAAGCCCAAGGCUUCCCCUAAGCUACGUACCUUGUCAGCAGCUGUGAGCCGUGUCCAUGGCUUGUCUGCCCGCCUGUCAUAGUCCUGAGCAUCUGCCACUUCCACAUAAUCACUAAAGCGGAUGAGAAUUUUCCUUUCGCGCAGCUCUUCUACUGUAGGCCUUUGACUUAGCUGUAGGGAAAAAGAGAAGUGUUCCAAAAUGUCAUUCUUCCCCAAAGCGAUACACUGAUUUCUUGUGCUGACCAAAGGGAAGGGGAGAGGGGAAGUUAAGAGAAAUGCUGCUUUAUUUUCCAGUUCCUCAUCUGUGUCCAGUGGUUGGUUUUUAACCGCUGUUUCUGCCAUCUUAACAUUAGAUGUGAGGCCACCAAGAGACAUCUCUUGUACUAAAAGGCUGCCUUUUAUUUCUGAAUACUGGACUGAAUGCAUGAUUUGUUAAUUUCACACCCACCACUGAUUCUUCAUAACUCCAUCAAAUGUUGAGGGAGUCCAAGACAGGGCACCUUGUUAAAGUGCCUUCUUGGUGGUGGCAUCAUGGAUGUGCAAUGUCCACUUUUCAAAAACUAGAGAAAACUUACCUGAUAUGUCAGACUGUAGAGACACAUGGAGGCAAUUAACACUGCUUUCCUUGCUUGCUGUUUGUGACUCUGCAUUUGAUUUCAUGGUACUUUUUUCCAUUGAAAGUAAGGCUGAAGUAUGUUGAUUAAGCUUCCCCAGUUGUUACUUCCAGCCCAAUAAUUCUCAGAAUUAUUGAGGAGGAGUAUAUGGGGCAGUAGUCAGAUAUGCUGUUGGUGGCGUACCAACUGAAAGAGCGUUUGGCAUGCAACAAUCUUCAUUGUACCAAAACAAUUAUUUCUAAUGCAGUGAUGUAAAAAAAGUAGGACAACAGUGCUCGGAGAGGUCUUCACAAAUCUGUCAUACUGUUAAGUCUGUAUAUUUAAUAGUUGGUGAUAGGCAUUUACCCAAGAGCAGAGUAUGGCUGAAAAGGACUUAUAUUCCCCUUGAAUGCACUGAACUUUUAAUAAAGUAAGCAGAAUUACAGGGAUUUUCCAAGGGUUGGGGCAACCUGUUGAGAUCAGUAUGUUACACAAAUGCCUCUCUUAAAUUAUGUCCAAUCAGUUUCAUCUUUGCAACCACAGAUAAGAGCAGCAUUUUUGUUCCAUUUGUCAGGAGCUACUCUAAUCACAAUUCUGGAAGAAUGCUGCAACCCUAAAUUUGAUCUUAGGUCCUGUUGAUGCUAGGCCUUAUCUCUUACAACUAUCUAGACUGACUUUAUGUUUAAUUUAAUUUACAUUCAAUAACAGGGGUGAAUUAAGGGCUUUCCUUUCAUGGCCAUGCCAGUGGAGAUUCAAUGGCAAGCUUUAGGGCUGUCUAAAAUAGAAUCCUUUCCCCAGCCUAUAGAAGAGGCGAGAAACCUGAAAUUAAAUAGCUGGAUUCACUUUGGGGACUUGGGGAAAGGUUUACCAAGUCCAUGCUACUCAUGGGAGCAUGGCCACUCUACCCAGUAGGACCUUGUAAUGUCAAUCCAACAAUGGCCUCAUGCUUUAUGAUCUGAUACUGGUGCAGCAGUUGAUAACCUAAUCUUAAAUGUGUUUUUGGACUGGGAUGUGGGGACUAUGAAGAAUAUCACGCCACUUCUACUAAAACGCUAUUAACUGGAAAAGUGGCUGGAAGCUUAAGGACGUCAACAAAAUUGGUCCCGGUGAUUCAGCAAAAGUGGUUGCUACAGGGGUUACACAAACCCCUAUCUUUUUGUAACCCCUGUAGUAUUUUUCAGAGAUAUAGGGUUGUAUUAAGAUGAACAGAAUUCCAGUCACUUCCCCUCCCUCCCCUCCCCCUGCAGCGCCCUCUUCUCCCCCUCUCUUCAAAAUCUGCUAGAGCAUUGGACCCUCUGCAGGAGAUUCUGAGGCCAUGCAGGGAGCUGAAGAGGGAAAGAGAGGAAAGGAAAGCUAGAGUUGUGUGAGUGGAACUCCAGUCGUGCUGAGUUGGAUAGAGCCCAAGUCUUUUUAGCUAAUGCUGUGUCAGAAUGCACAUGCAGAAAAUUCAUUUCAUUGUCGGCUGCACACAAAAUUCUGCAUGCAACAGGCCUCUUGGAUGGAAAACAUUUUUCCCGUCUAAGCAUUACGAAGCGCUUAUGAAGCCGUGCCUCUUUCAGACAUGUGCUGCCUAGAGCAGAGUAAUAAUUCAACUCUAAUAGAGUGAAAGCCCCCAGGCAGGUUAUAAAUACAACCAGGGACUAUAGCUUGUAUUUCUCAUCCUUCAGUGCAUAGGUCACCAAAAAUACCUUUGUUGCUGUUUUUUGAACAAUGCAUCUAGGCCUGCCUGGAAUCUCUGUUUGCCUACCCAUUCCUUUGAGCUUGAAUCCUAACAGUUGAAAGCAUCUCACCAGAGACCAGGGGCACGGAACCUUUUUCAGAGGACUGCAUUCCCAUCUGGGAAAUCUUCUGAGGGACACAUGUGGUGGGUGGAGCCAAAGUCAAAGGUGGGCGGAGCAAUACAUGUAAAUGUUAGCGUUGUGAAGUAGGGCUGGUUUGCACACGCCUCUGGCUUUAUUCUCCAGCCAGAUUCCUGGAGUUCAAGGAUAUAUUCCAGCCGGGCAAAAAUACAAGGGAGUAUGGUAUAAUGAGAGUCUCAAGGGCCAAGAAGACAGACUUGGAGGGACACACUUGGCCUCCUGUUCCUGAGGUUCCCAACUCUGCCAUAAACCAACAUCUGCUGGCAACAUCCCUGUGCAAGGCUGGCAGAUUUAUUUUUUUGCAUCUACAAAACAGUAGCCUCAUUCUAUGCAGCCUAAGUGCAUGUGAUCUUGUGCUUCCCCAUUACACAGUGACAGCUAAAUUUGAGUUGCAGACAUCACUGAACUACAAAGAGGACAUUUUUAUCUUUGCUGCUGCCGCCGCCACCGCCACCAUCAUAACUCCGCAAUGAUUUAUUUAUUUCGCAUGCAGUCCUAAACCAAAUAAGCAACAAGUCCCCUGAAACCUGACCCUGGGAAUAUCAAAGAUUGGAUUAAAAGCUUGUGCACUCAAAAGUAAAUGUGGAGUUCCACCCUCUCUGCUCAUGUGAUGUUUCCCCACCACAGCAUAAAUUAAGGAUGAAGUGCCAGCGUUAUCACCGAGUUCAAAGCUUUGGGCUGUUUGUCACAGAUUCUGGAUGCUAUUCAAAUGUAGCGUGCCUUUGAAAAACAUAAUGUUCUUAUUUAUAUUUUUGUGAUGACAAGGGAUCAAAAAAGAAGAGCUUGUAAGCUAAAUUUAGACUUAAAACAAUGAUUUAGACUGAAUAGUGAAGUCACUUUCUACUGUCAUCAGCACAUUCUGUGUUAUCAGGGAAUAAGAGAAAAGUGAUGCUUGAGUAUAGGACAGCAGGAACUUUCACAAUGAUCAGACUCUCUGGAGCUGAGAUGGGCAACUUUCGGACCUGCGGGAUUAUAUCUGACCUAUUAAGGCCAGCCUGGGCACGUGACUCGUUCAUGGACUGAUUGCUCCAGGGAGCGAUCUUUAGUGGGAGGGAUAUGACCUGUGGGCAUUGCUUAGUCCCUGCUCCAGAGGAAACUGAGCUAGGUGAACAAGUCUUAAGAAAGCAAGAGUCCCUUGUCAUGAAUAAUUACAACUGUGAUUUUAAAGCAAUUAACUUGUCUUGUGAUGGUUGGGAAAACGCUAACGGAAUGAAGCCUUUGAACAGAAAGAAGGAAAUGCUUAAUCUGCUUUGUAAGGAAAUGAGCUCGGGUUCUAUCCAGUUAGCUUCCUCAUCCUGUCCUUUGCCUGACUGAGGCUUUCAUCGCCCAUCCAUAUAGGAAGCUUCUGAUAUUUUGGGUUAAUGCUUUAGAACGCGAUUGGGAGUGAAGAUGUCCUAUAUAUAUAUUGUGGCACAGCUCAAGCUGAACCUGACCCUAAAAUUCCCUGUGUACUCCCAGGGAGGCUCACCUGGUACCUUGCAUCAGGCAAAAACUUUCCUCUACAACCAGGCCUUUGGCUAAUUAAACAAUCUAUAUGGCCUUUUAAAUUGGGGUGGGGAGUAAUUGCUUUUGCUUGUUACUAUGUUGUACAUUUUUGGGAUUUUUUUAUAUUGUGCAUUUAUUUUUUAUAUAUAUAUUAUAAACCAUCCUGUGAUCCUCGAAGGCUGGUAUAGAAAUUUAAUAAAUAAAAUAAGCUAUAAAUAAAUAAACAAGAUAAAAAGCAAGCUUGAAAGGAACAGCUAUGGUUCCUUCAGCUAAGCAGGGGCUGAAGGCUUGGAGCAUGUACAAGUUACUACUAGGGGCUUAAAACCAUAAUAUUUUCACUGAGCAUUAGUCUGCCCUGUGGCCCUCUGCAUAUUUGAAGCAUUGAUUCCACUCCAAAUGUAGGGUGUGGCACAGAAUUCUGCCCAAGACCAAGAUAUCUAGAGCAGCGGUUAGAAGGAAUAUGGACAAGAACUGAAUCGCAGCAGCAGCUUGUAUGCAGGUAUUAACAGUGCAGGACACAAACAGCAAAGGCCACUUGCACUCUUGCCAAAGCUAGCGGCAUUUGUCCAUUUUUUCCAUAUUAUAGCACAUGCAAAUGAAACGCAUUCUCUCUCAAGUAAGAUCUUGGAUACUUUUACACAGCGGACAUUUUCUCUCUUUCACAGCGCGUCCAUGUAAGGAACAGACUUGGUUGAUGCUUGUGACAAUCAUGAAAAAGCACCCUUGAACUUGACUUUGAUGUCGCACCAGUAAAUAAGCACAACCCACAAGGGAUUUCUGGUGCCUAAGCUUUAUGGCACAAAUAGGGAGCUGUGUGGGAGAACAUUCCUUGGCGCAAUUCUCACUCAUUUUAACAAAGUGUGUUCAAGAGAUGCUCCCAGUGUUCUGCUCCAACUAUUCCACUGAAGCGAGCAGAACUGGUGUAUUCAGACAAUCCCUCACUGUUUCAUUGGCCCCACUUGGCAGUUCUAACUGUAUGGCUAGAACUGAGUGUUAUGCUCCCACAACACUACAGAAGUCCGGAGAAGGAAGGUGGUGAUAGUACUUGGCUUUCCAUUUAGCUGGACCCCAUGGGCAAUUGGUUGGCCAAAUGGCCAGAUUCACCAAACGAGAUAAUACAACAGUUAUGAUGUGAUAAAGGUUGGGGACCUUUCCAAGUGUUGUUGGACCAAAACUCCCCUCUGCUCCAGCCAGCAUAGCCAAUGGUCAGGGAUGAUGGAAUCUGUAGUUCGGCAACAACUUGACUGCAAUGGGAUCCCAACCUCCCCAAAAAAGUAGUUGUCUAAAUCUCACCAGAGCUAUCUAUGCUACUAUAAGUAGCAUGCCUCAUUGGUGGUCAACCUUCUGGGCAAUAGUGCCAGAGUAUAAGAUAGCAUGAUCUAGGAGUCUUGGUUGACCACAAACUUGACAUGAGCCAACAGUGUGACGCGGCAGCUAAAAAAGCCAAUGCAAUUCUGGGCUGCAUCAAUAGGAGUAUAGCAUCUAGAUCAAGGGAAGUAAUAGUGCCACUGUAUUCUGCUCUGGUCAGACCUCACCUGGAGUACUGUGUCCAGUUCUGGGCACCACAGUUCAAGAAGGACACUGACAAACUGGAACGUGUCCAGAGGAGGGCAACCAAAAUGGUCAAAGGCCUGGAAACGAUGCCUUAUGAGGAACAGCUAAGGGAGCCGGGCAUGUUUAGCCUGGAGAAGAGGAGGUUAAGGGGUGAUAUGAUAGCCAUGUUCAAAUAUAUAAAAGGAUGUCACAUAGAGGAGGGAGAAAGGUUGUUUUCUGCUGCUCCAGAGAAGCGGACACGGAGCAAUGGAUCCAAACUACAAGAAAGAAGAUUCCACCUAAACAUUAGGAAGAACUUCCUGACAGUAAGAGCUGUUCGACAGUGGAAUUUGCUGCCAAGGAGUGUGGUGGAGUCUCCUUCUUUGGAGGUCUUUAAGCAGAGGCUUGACAACCAUAUGUCAGGAGUGUUCUGAUGGUGUUUCCUGCUUGGCAGGGGGUUGGACUCGAUGGCCCUUGUGGUCUCUUCAAAUUCUAUGAUUCUAUGUACCAGGCUCCUACACACUGCACAGAAUAUAUGCAGCCCACUCACUGUGCCUUGGGGUGCCUCUCGACUACAUUCACCUUGAUCUGUUGAUCCAGGGAGCAGGCAACAAUGCUCUGCCUUUGCUGAAGACAAAUCGGUUUGCCUUCCAGGACCACUAGGCGCAAUGCAAGCUCUCACUGUCUGUGUCAUCAACUGGCUACAGAUACCCUCAAAUAUCCACACCUGUGCUGUAGCUUAAAUAAAUAAAAGCUGCUGUUCAUUUCAAAUGUUGAUACUAAGCCAAUUUCCAGUCCAAUAUCUCACAAAGCUGAAUUCCCUUGGUUUCCAAAACAUGGGUGGGGCUACCAUGUGAAGCCACAGUCCAGGAAUAUAAAAUAACAUCCUGUGCAAAAUGUCUGCGAGAAGCAUGAAACCUGGUCUAACAUGCUGUGAAUUUCCUUGGUGUUUCAGCUAUUACUAUGGCAACAACUCAGGUGUUGAUAAUGUCCUGUCGCAUUACCCCUUCCCUCUUUGUUGAAUCAGCACACCUGUUUCUUGCAGGACUCAGUGUCCAGAGGCAGAGAAUCCAAUUUGUAGCAGUACAAAAACCUCCUGCCUAUUUGGGUUUAAGACACGGUGGUGAAGGCUGAGUGUGUCUUAGACGGGGGCCAGGAGUGGCACAGGGAAUUCUGCCCCUUGAAAUUUCUUUGUUUUUGAUGAGAAACACAAUUUAUCCAAAUUAACAGCAGCUUCUGUUUUCUCACCUAAUCUCCUCCUCCUCUGGCUGGUCACACCACUCUCAAGAUCCCAUUAUUUCUAAGACACUGCUGCUGCUCUGAGACAACAGGAGGUCAACAAAGAAAAUGACUGACCUGCAAAUCAUUUGGUAGCAUUGUUUUGCUUUAUAAAUGAAACAGAGGCACAGAGAGAAAGAGAGUGCCUUUAUGCAGCUGGGGUAAUGAAGUUAUGUAAAUAGGAAGACAAUAAGCUGCCUUAUAUGGACUCAAACCAAUGACCCAUUUAGCUCAUUACUGCCCACACUGCUGGGCAGCAGCUCUCCACAAUUUCAGACAGGGUUCUCCACCAGCCUACUUGGUGAUGCCGGGGGCUGAAUCUGGGAUCUUCUGCAUGCAAAAAAGAUGCUCUAUCACUGAACUAUGGCCCUUCCCCAUCCUGAAAAUGUGCUCUGGAUUUCACUGGCUGCGGGUUAAUGUGCACAGUCAAGCCAAAGUUAAGCACCCCCACUGUCCUAAACCGGAUUCUAAGAUGCUUAGGGCAGCAUUCAAAGAAAGUAGUUCCAUUACUGCAAAGACUUGUGGCUGUGCAGUGGAACUUCCCUUCCUCUCCUCUCAAUGCAUAUGUGGCACAAUGGUUAGAGUGCUGGACUAUGACCUGGGAGACCAGGGUUUGAAUCCCACACUCAGCCAUGAAGCUCACUGGGUGAUCCUGGGACAGUCACCAUCUCUUUGCCUAACCUACCUCUCAGAAUUGUUGUGAGGAUGAAGUGGGGAGAAUGAGAACUAUGUACACCACCCUGAGAUCCUUGGAAGAUAUAGGUGGUAUAUAUAAAUGUAAUAAAGGAAAUAAAUAAAUGCAAUUAAAAGUUGCAACUAAAUCUAUCAGCUUACAAGAAAGAGUGAUUUGUAAAGGCCUGUUUUCAUGAGUUCAGGUAAAUAUGUGUUGACGCUGGUGUAAUUUUCAUGCAUUAGAAGGUUUUCUAAUAGUACAUAAAUAUUCUCUCAAAAAUCUUACACUGUUCUCUAAUGAUUUAUUCCCAUCUGGUUCAAAUGUGACAAAUAACCAGGCUUCCAUUCUUAAACAUCUAUUCUUCAGUUUAAUGUAUCACGAGUGGCGUUGGGGAGAUGUCGCAUUCAACAAGAACAGAAUUAGGCUAAUGCUGAGCGCUUUUGAAAAAAACGACACUCUAAACCUUCACAAAGCAUUUCCUGCUGCACAGCCUAGUAUUUCCUUUUUGUGUGGUUUUACUCUAAAGGAAUAACAAUCACCUUUUCCUUCUGGAGUAGUACUCUCUGUGCCACUUGCUUUUUGCUGCCUGUCUGAUCUUGAGAAGAUAAAUUUAGCAUAUGAAGAUUCACGCACAAAUAGAUAAAUGUGUCUUGGGUGAUCUCUUACACAGACUGAAAAACAGGAACUGCUAUAUAUUGGAUGGAGAAGCAUGGCUGCAUGUGAGCUUACACAACCAUGCAUACAAGAUAAUGUGUAAUGGAUGCAUGCAGUAUGUACGACUAAACCCUGCAAUUUUCUACCUUGAAGAAACUGAUGAUUACAGUCAGCAAUAGGCUCACUGACUAAACCAACCAGCUCACAGUUCCACUUAAAAUUGUUCAACUUUAAGCUUAGGGUGGCAAUCCUAUGUGCAUUUAUAUAUGAGAGUAAAGUCCCACUGAACUCAGUGGAACUUGCAUCUGAGUAAACAUCCAUAGGAUUGAGCGGCAAACCCUAUUGAUAUUGAUACUACUACUACUACUACUACUACUACUACUACACUGCCGUUCAUGUGAGGAUCGCAGGGCCAUUUACUAUAUAAAAACACAAAAAAUAAAUAACAUAGUAACAAGCAAAAACAACACACCCCUGUUUAAAAAGUGAUCGAUUGUUCAUUCGCCAAAGGCCUGGGGGAAGAGAAAUGUUUCUGACACCUUAAGGCCAUAUUUAUCUGGUUAAUUUUUUAAAAAUGUUGCACUUUCCAUUGUCCUAUGUCUGUCCGUCUCAUAUCCCUCCAACCUACAGGAACACCAGCCUGCUUUCACUACAGAAAAGUGGUGCCCCAGUAAUUCCCCCAGUUUAUGAGUGGUGCAAUGAGAAACUUUGCUUCUUCCUGGUCAGCAAGGCAGCUAGGCCAAGGUUUGGCAGAGUGUGUCAUCUGAAUUCAGACUUCUGCUUAAGCUACCUUCUUGCUAACCAUGAGCUGUUUGGACAGUAUGCAAAGCCAGUCCUUGGUUUAACUGUCACACCAUGCUGAGCUAAAAGGAUUGGGAAAAAGCAAAGGUGGUGUAAGCUCCUCUCUGGGAGACAGCACAUCCACACACUUCCAAUAAGCCUUACCUAUUUGACUUACCAUGAGGUGCAAACCAGGGUGACCUGCUAAGCACUUGACAUUUUUGGAGCUCCCAAGCAGUUUGUUGAGCCCCUGACAAGCUGCUUUCAGCUUGGUGACCCACACUGCAUUGAGACGUACCCUAACUACAUGAAUGCAUUGCAAUACCCAGGAAUAUCCCUCUGCAGCUUUCAAAAGAGGUAACUACAGAUAAUGUUUCAAGCGUUCUUUCUAAAGAAGCUAGUGCACUUUUUACAAACUAUGCUCAGCAUUUAAAAAACAACAACCACAAAAACAGAGGCAAAUAUGGCAAGGAAUUAAAACAUUCAGUUAAAAGCUUUAAGGGCCCCCAAGAAUGGAAGGAAGUAGCAGUAACUUCUCACCUUGCGUGUUAAUCUUCUCUUUAUCUCCCGUUUUUCUUCCUGCUCCUCUUGCUCAUUCCGCGCUGGAAAAGAUUUACAGUGUUGUAGACUGGUUGUACACGUGAAAUAUGAAAAAUCUGGCAAGCACUGGGAUGGGGUUAUUGAUAUUUUGGUCUUUCCCUUCUGAGGGAUGCCUGAGAGCAGUCAACUUCCUGCUACCUCUUUCCCAGCACCUUCCUUUGUACACCUUGCAAAACAUCGAAAUCCUUUUUCCUCUGGCUAAGUGCCGGCAUGAAUUUUAUUCCUUUAACUGGGCUCAGUUCAUGCCAACUAUUACGCCAGGAGCCAAGGGGCUUCCUUAGCCAUUACCUCUGUGCCUCAGGGUCUAUCAGCUGUGGGGGGAAAGAGAGGAAUGAUACCACUGCCAGCCUCAGUGCAGAGCACAGUGAUAAGGCAGGCAGCUCAGGGUUCAGUCUGAUGUAAAAUUUUUGCUUUUAUGGAACAGCUUCUGGAAUGAGUUCCAGAAGCAUUGCGCAUAUAAGAAGAGAGUUUGUGGCAAUGAGCCAUCCAUGCAACUUGGUUGUAUCUGAUCCCAUGAACUCCAGCUUUGCAAGUCUCAAUGCUCAGCAUCCUCUAUGGGACCCAUCAUUACAUUCUUUCAAAUAUAUGCAGUUACAAACAUCAUUGGUUGCAAACUGUUACAGCUGAUGCAGCCAGUGAAAAGACAUAAAUGGGCCUAUUUUGCUGAUUUAUUUUUUAACCUACAGCAGGAAAAUAGGUACCUGGAUAGACAUCUCUGUGUACACAGGCCUUUCCUUUCAAAUGCCUUACAUGUGCCUGACAAAGUCACCAGAUUAAGUGUUUGUUUAGAACAUUGUUGUUGUUUUAAACAGUAUUUUUCCCCAAAAAAGAAAAACUUGAACAAUUGCUUUGGGGAGGCUUUGUAAUUGCCAAAAGGGAGAGCCAAUUAACACUGUGCACAUCCUUAAUAUGCAAAAUGGAAGAGUGGAUUUUUCCCUAAGUGCAAUCCUUAAAUGUACUUGUUUAUCUGACCUAAAGGAGGUGAGUGCAGAGCAUAGUAAGGAGGCCACUCAAAUCACGUGUAUCUUGAAAAAUCCUUAGUUUCCAAAAGCACAAUCUACUCAUUAUAACCCAGUUGCUAACUACAUCAAGCUUAGACAUACAGGGUGGUAUCCAAUACACUGUAGGGAUGCAACCCUAUGCACAUUUACCUGGAAAUAAAUCCUGCUUAAAUCAGUGGAACUUACUUCUGAGUAAACAUGCACAGGAGUGUAUUGCAAAAGAACAAGAGCAUAACCUGGACUUCCUUGGCUGACUACUUGUGACUCAAAUAUGUCCUCCCCUAAGUACCAAAUUGAAAAUGCUGAUAGCUGUUCGAGACAAAUGUUGUGAAUAUAGCUUCACAGGAAACCUGUUUUGAAGGAGGACAGUAAUAAAAGGGCAACGAAAACCUGCUUGUCUCUAGCAGAGAGAGGGGUGGAGCUGAAGGGGCCCUUUGCCCAGAGACCCAAGUACGCCAUCUGCCCACACCCCUCACAAGCUUGCAGUUACUCACGUUUGAGAAUGUUCCUCUGCUCCAAUUCUUCAGCAGUUGGCCUCUGGCUCAGUCGUCUGUGAAAAAAGCUCAGGAUCAGUUUCUGGACCAUAUCAUGCCCUCAGACAUUCAGUGUGGUCCCGAGUUACUCUUUGCCCCCUAAUGCAGAAACUGGGAAGACGACUUUGCCCUGGCAUGAUGUGCCCUGGUAGUUUCCUUCCUGCUGCUGACCAAGGGGAAACCAAACCUGCCGUGUCAUAUCAGGAAUGCCUCUACCAUCUCCACCUCAGGCUAACUGGCUGAGAGAGAAGAUGCAGGUGUAUCAACUUGUCAUCUUCUUCCCUCCCUGCUCUUGCAAGCAUGACAGGCUCCGCUCCGUGCUCUUCCUUCCCUACGCUUAUGUGAGCCUCCAAACUGUGGCCUGCUUGUCCAAAGAGGCAGUGAAACAAAGGCGGCUAACAGCCCAGAAACGACGUCGAAGCAUGGUUAGAACAAUAAUGGCUCUUCUUUGCCUCCUCAGUCCUCACUUUCCCUCUGAAAACCUUUAUGCAAUUUCUUAAUGACGAAUUAACAGUGGUCAAACGCACUUUCUCCUGCCAGCGUAUAUUUUGCCUACAACAAACACAAGCAUUUGGUGUAAAGGGCAGUUGCAAAGCAAGCGUAUUCUAGGAUGUAAGAGCAGCCGAGGAGCUGGGGGGAAAAGUGAUGUAAGAAAAACAUAGAUGGCUGCGAACAAUGUUGUUCCCAACUCGCUGCGACAUUCAAUAGCAGUUUUGUCUCUGGCUUCAAGUAACUCAUUCUCCCUAAGGCCACAGAUGGCUAUUAGUGCUGUGCUGAAAGCUGUCCUCUACGUUUUCAAAUGCUUUCUUCCCCCGAGAAAGAGGCUUCCAUUUUUCUGCCUCAUUCUCACCUGUUGCGAGGUGGUCAAGGGUGAUGUGUGUGUGUUUCUUUCCAGUAAACAUUGCUCUAGCACUCUGCAGCCUCCCCAGCUGCCCUCGCUUCCCGAUUUUAAAAAUCCCCUUCGGAGAAGUUACCCCCUGGGCUUCAAUUGGAGCGAUGGCACCAGGGAAGGCUACAGAGUGCAGACCACCGGUGAGUAAUUCAUAGAAUGGAAAAGGGAUACUUAACAAGCAGCCCUUGCCACCUUAAAAGUGAAGUAAGCAUGAUGAAAAUCUUGCACCCUACCCAUGAGAACUUCACAGAAAUCUUAUCUUCCCUUUGAUAAUUUUUAAUUAUCUUUUCUCGCUAACUGAUGGAAUAUACUUAGGGAGGUGGGAAACACAGGAGAAUUUUUUGGUAAUGAUCACUCAAAUAUAAUUUAUCUGUAGUUUAUCUAUAUAACUUAUCUGCAAAGCUUGAUCUCCAAGGGUACAAACCUGCAGGAAGUUCUCCUGUGCUAAGUCCUAACCAUAUGAAUGGAACUACCUGCUCUGCUCCCAUUCAUCUCAAUGGGGCAUGUGCAAGAGAACGUCCCAGCAGAUUGUUCCUAGUGGAUUAAUUUGGCUAUAUUGCCUUUGCAUUUGCUGGCUCCAUAGCCUCUUUUUUUUUUUUUUUUGUAUUUUAAAGGCUGAAGAGAGACAUACAGUGAGGGGGAAAAGUAUAUGAUCCUUCGGGGUUUCUGGGGGUUUUCCUGUUGUUAUUCUGUCUCUCACAGCUACAAUAAACCUACCAUUAAAAUUAUGGACUGGUCAUUUCUUCGUCAGAGGGCAAACGGGCAAAUUUAGCAAAUACUUCCCCCUCUCACUGUAUAAGGGAAACAGCAGUUCCAGUGGGACCCUCACCUGUAGUUCAAACUAGGGGAUGCCUCAAGCAUUUGAUCAAGAGUGCUCACAAAUGCUGACCAAAAGCCUCUGGUCAGAUUACUUGAGAGCAGGAUUGAGAUGAACACAGACUUGUGUGCAGGGCUGCCUUCUGCCCAGUCCUAUAAGGUGCCACCUGCACCUUCCACAGCCUGAAGGUGAAGAAACUUACCUUCAGGCUGGCAGAAGGAAAGGCAUCCUACCAACACCCCUGAUAGGAGAGAUGCUGCGUGGUCCAGUUGCAUUUCCCCCAUUGGGGACACUGGGGACUGUUGCAUCCCCAGUGGGAAAGUGGUACCACGCACAUCAACCCCAGCAAAGGAGAAGGCCCUUAGGGGGCCUGGUCAUUUGAUGGGAGUGGCAUGCCCCAUAUCACUAUCCGACUGGAGAUGUUAGUCACCUGAUGGGCAGUUGCAGGGACCUCCUCUGAACUUUGACAGGCAUCAAUCACCUGACACAAUUAUGAGAUUGAGUGACUGACAGGUGACCAUAAAAGUUGGCUUGUGGGGUGAGUAAUUAAGGAUCUGGCUCACGGGCCUGAUCCAGCUCUGACUUAAGAAGUCUCAGUUGCAUCCCCAGUGGGGAAGACACUCUUCCAGGUCUCAGAGCCUCUGCAACUGUGGUGGGCACUGCUGUCUUCUGCAAGUAGAUUUUUCAUCAGGGUGAUGGCAUGAGAGAAAGGGCUACAUCCACCACAACCCUAUCUUCUUAAAUGAUCCCCUCAUGGCUGUUACUAAGUACAAAUAAACCUGCUACAUAGCUCAGGCCCAAUGUAAGAGAAGAUGUGAGUUAUACUUCAUAUAAUUUUGGAACCAAUGAAAAUACAAGAAACUGGCAAAGUGUUUUUUAAAAAGGUCAAGAUCAUGCCAUGUGUGUUCAGAAUGAACUUAUAUUCAAGGGCACACUUUAAAAGGGGACAGCUCUGUUUAAGUACCGCUAAUCACGAUUAUUAUCCUUACAGUGCACAGCCAGUGUUACAAAGAGGAUGUUUGAGAGAGUUCACCUUAGGACUGUAAAGCAAUUAGACGUGUGGCUUUAUCUAGCUGGGCCUGGGAAUAAAAAUAUAAAGCUGCACAGUUCAGCAUUGCAAUGGGUAGCUUUGUUGUGCUCGUUGCAACACGUAGCAAGGGUGUUAUGUAAUGGCUUUUCAGAAGCCUCAUUAGAACAGCUUGUUAAAAGGAGGAACACAGGCUAUGGAAACAAGCAUUUUCACGGAAAUGUUAUAGGGGCUUUGAACCUCACAGAAAAGGAAAGUAGGUAAAAGCUGCCAACCGUCAACUGCAAAAGUAUGUUAACACUGUCCGUUUCCAAUUGUCCUCAACCCUUUAGCUUUUAGCAUAGCAGAAGCAAAAAACACAGCAUUUCAGAGUAUCCGCCCCGCCAAAUAACUACAACAAAGAUGCCAAUCUUACUCUUGGUGAACCUUCUGCAGCCAUCCUAACUCUAUGUCAAGCUGCUUAUACCUGAUCUGUAUUCAACCAUCUUGAAGCUACAUGACUGUUGACUUUAUUCACUCACUAAAGCAGUGUGGUGUAGUGGUUAGUGUGUUGGACUAAGACCUGGGAGACCAGGGUUCAAAUCCCCACUCAGCCAUGUAGCUCACUGGGUGACCCUGGGCCAGGCACUGCCUCUCAGCCUCACCUCCCUCUCAGGGUGGUUGUUGGGAUUAAAUGAGGAGAGGGAGAACCAUGGAUGCUCCUUGGAGCAACAGGUGGGAUAUUAAUGCAAUGAAGAAAUAAUAGAAAAGUAAGAUUUUUGCCCAGGAUAAACAAGGCUCCAUUGGGAGGGGGUUGGGGAGACGUUAACUAAAAGCAUGCACUGUGUGAUGUCAAGAAAUUUGACAAGAACAUCUAUAAAAUUUGAAUCUAGUCCUGAACACUCAGUGAACUGACAGUUUUAUAACUCUAGCAAGUUUAUGACUGUCAGAGCACAAUGAUUUCAGACUUCUCAGUGCACUGCAAAGAGAUAAAGAAUAAAGUCAUCACUCUCUUUAAAGAAAAAAAGGGGGAGAGAGAAGAAUUCCAGAGCAACAAUAACCCAAGCAAUCAGUCAGUAUUUUAUGGGAGAAUUGCUGCUCAGAGUUUCCAAAACCUCUUUCAUAUCGUUACUGCCACACACUCUCAAUAUCAUUGUGCUGUUCUCUUUCAUCUGCCAAAAGCAACAAGAAAAGCUUCUUCCCUCUUUUAUUUCUGUCGGUAGGGAUCAGCUUUCAAGCUUCUUUUCCCCCACUGCCAACCUUUUUGUGUCCCAAUCAUCGGCGGGGGUUAGGGAUGGCUGUCCUAUAAGCUGCUGUGCUCAGGACUGUUUUGAAUUGGUUUUGAGAUCUGGCCAAGGGCUGGGCAAGCAGCAGCCAUCUACACAGCUGUGUGUGUGUAUAUGUCUCUGUGUAUAUGUGUGUAUAUGUUCAAGAAAAAAGUGCCGGUACUCCUCAGCAAGCAGGGGGAGGAGCUAGCAUGUGGGAAGGGGUGUGGCCUGAUGCCAAGGCUGGGCGGUGAGGGCAGGUUACCUGUUUAAUGCUCCCUUGCUCACCCACCCACCUACUGGGGCGCCCUACCUGAAGAUGCUGGGAAUGGGACCAUCUCCUUGCAAGGCAGAUGUCCUACCUAACUCUCCCCAUUUUGGCUAUACAUACAUACACAUAUAUUCAAAAGGUAUCAGCGCGAAUAGAAAGGGAUUUCACCAGGUGGAAUUGUGCUUGAGGCGUCUAUUAUUUUCAGCAUCUUUUACAGAGCUGCUUUCGAAGGCAGGAUUUGGAUGCGAGAUUCCAUAAAAGAAAGCAGAAGAGAUGGGGCACUUUCUACAGUAGGACCUAGACCAUCCCCUAGAGAGAGCGACCAGGCACAUCUAUAUUAUUUUGUUUUCACCCCGUCUUUCCAUAUUUUGCGCUCAAUAAGAGGCAGCUCCACAGCCCACACCCUGGACCCCAGAGGAGUCCCAGAUGCUCUACUGAACUCUCUUCUUCUCAAAAUCAGUUACCUGUCAGGAAUAGCCAACCAAAGUACUUCAUACUGAUUUUUUAAAGCCCUAAGAGAACAUUCUGGGCUGAAAAAGUGAGGUAUAACUACGUGUAGCAAACCAACAAAAAAACCCAGAAAGCUCCCUGUUAAGCAGAGGUUGGAUGGCCAUCUUGUCAUGGAUGCUUUAAGCUGAGAUUCCUGCAUUGCAGGGGGGUGGACUGGAUGACCCUUGGGGUCCCUUCCAACUCGACAAUUCUAUGGACAACAGAGGUCACUCUUGCAGUAGUUCUCAGUGCACACAUUGAGUAGUACUCUCAACGUUCAUUCAAGAAAAUCAAUUUCCUCCAAUGCCGCAGACCUCAUUGCUGCAAACUUUUAGUAAACAUAACUGUUCUCAUUUGGCUGUUUAUGUUUCCCUCCAGGGCAAUUUGAAGAACCUUUUGUGUAAUGAAGAACGCUGAGUAAUUCACAGCACAGUUGGGGAAGGCGCAGGAGCACAGCGAGGCUGCAGUGACUGCAGUGAUGACGAUGAGUCAGAGCGGCAAUGACCAACUUCUCCAUGUGGCAACAGGAACCUUUAGAGUUCCACUGCAAAGUCUGGAGGAUGCGGGGGGGGGGGGGGAGAGGUCCAACUAGGCCUGACAUUAAAUGCAUCCUUGCAUUUAAAGUGAAGCUGUUGUUGCUGUUGUUGUUGUUGUUUAAUUCAAAUCACAUCCGCUAGAGGGGCCUGGUAAUAUUCAGGAUCACAGCAGGUAUAGAGGAGGAAUGCAACCCUUUCCUCCCCUGCUUUAGAAAAAUCCUUCCUCUAAAGCUAGUAUUUUUCACAUUAGGAGGAAAUCCCAUCAGUGCCAAUAAGGGAUUUCUCUGCCCACCAAAUGCCAGCUCCAGAGAAGGGAUUUUCCUCUUGGGACAGGACACCCAAGAAAGCAGAAGGAAGUUCAAGAAAGGGUGGGGGGAAUGGGUGUGAAGAAGCAGAGUGAAGGCUGACUCAAAAUAUCUCACCACGUUAUUUGACUGCCUGGCUCUUACAAAGUUGUAUUCAAAUUCUGCCUUGAUCCAGACAUUACAAAACGGAUGUGAAAGAGCAACAGGUUUGGGAUGAGGGCUGGCACACCCAUUGAAUAAUUUUCCAAGGAUGCUGACCAAGAAGCCAACACGAGACUGUAUGAUUCCAGACCCCUCUCUGUCUCUCCUAGAGACACACACCAGGGCAGGUUGACAAUGUCUCUCUCCCCGCCGACCUUUUGCUGCCACAAAUCCCCCCUUUCCUAUCUCUUGUGCUCACUUUCCUCCCAGCGCCAUUAUCAGUAGGGUUGUUUUUCAAAAUAAAAUAAAUAAAUAAAAC